CGGCUGGAGCAGGCACAGCGGGAGAUGCGGGAGCUGAUCCGGCAGCGCGUGGAGCAGCUGGUGCAGCUGAUCCGGCGGGAGGAAGAGGAGCUGCUGGGGCUGGUAGAGACGCGGCAGGAGCAGGGCCGGCGGGAGCUGGCGAGGGAGCUGCAGCGCGUGGAAGGGGUGCUGCGGCGGAUGGAGGCAGGCGAGCGGCUGGUGGAGAAGAUGAGCCUCUACGCCACGGAGCAGGAGGUGAUGGACAUGCAGCCCUUCAUCAAGGGAUCGCUGGAGGAGCUGCAGCAGCUGGAGCCGGCGGCGGCUGGGGACCGAACGCAGCCCAGGGACUUUGGGGAGUGCAGAGCCAGGCUGCAGGCGCUGGUGGAGUGUGUCACGGGGCACCCAGAAGCCACCCCAGCUUCAGCCAUGGAAAACUCCCACCAGGUCUCCUCCUCCACCCCUGCAAAGAGGAAGAAAGUCCAAAAUGCAAAUGUCCUGACAUUGCCAGUGAAGGUGAUGAAGGUCGAAGACAAUGAUGAUGAGUGGAACCAGAUGGUGCCGCAACAGCCAAGCUGCUGGAACAAGUCUGGGUCUAGCUGUUCAGUGUCCCCUAUGACUCCAACCAAGGAGGACAGCCUGCUGGAAGACGUGCCAGAUGGCAACAGUGGGCUGCAUGGCUCAGGCAGUGAUACUCUCUUCUUGGACAGCUUUGAGGUGGGCAACACGGAUGAGAAGUCAACGGACUGCAGUCUGCUAGAUGACCUCAGCAACAUCCUCGAUGAGAGCAGUGGUGAAGACUACCUGGGCCUUCCCAUCAGCAGCCAGAACACAGUGGAUACAAGACAAGGAUCUCUGGUCUUCUUUGAUGUGAAAAUUUUGAAAAAUGAAAGCAUUCAAAUGAUGGUGGUAGAUGGAGAGAAAAUAUUCCCAGUUUUGAUUCAGCCAGUGAAAUAUUUGUCCAGCUUGAUGGCCAAAAAUAGUGUCUAUGAGAUCGGUCUGAGUAAUCUGCUGUGCCACCUCAACACUGUCCACAGGCCCAUCCUCGGUGGCUUUGGUCUCUGGUCACUCCUCUUUCCCACCCUCUUGAAAGCACUGACAGUCAUGAACAAGAAAGAGGAGUUCAGCUCUGUUGUGUAUGGUUUCCUGGACAUUUUGCCCCUGAUUAAGGAGAAGAUCCCUGAGGAGGAUAACUACAAGCUGAAGAACUUGGCCAACACUUACCUCUGGAGGCAUUUCGGUGACUGCAGCACCAUGGAGAAUGCCAACAUCGUGAAGUACCUGUGUGAGGUCCUGGACGUCAACCUGGUGAAGAAACCCAGGCUGAUCCUCAGUCAAGUCAGCCUGGAGUCCUUUGUCUCUCUCCAGCCCUUGUUAGCAAAGAAACUCCUCACCAAGCAAUCAGCCCAAACAUUGGCCACCCACAACAUCGGCCUCUCUGAGCUCUGGUCCUGCUACCAGAACAACCCCCAGAAGGGGCUCCAGAAAGUGUGCCGUUUCAUCAAUGCUCAAUGGCACAGCUCCGAAAAGGAAGUCCAAAACCUGAGCAAGCUCAAGGUCUACUUCCAGUGCCAGGAGCAAUCAGCUGAAAGCCAGAAGACCCUGGCAGGCAGCAAUUUCCCAAGAGCCAUAAAGAGCAAGGAAAAGUGUUGA
Molecule: messenger RNA, 1629 nt
Organism: Antrostomus carolinensis (chuck-will's-widow)
Lineage: Eukaryota; Metazoa; Chordata; Aves; Caprimulgiformes; Caprimulgidae
Product: protein PML-like
Exons: 6
Source: RefSeq, a predicted model, not a curated record